UAUCUUAUGUGCAUAAUUUGGUUCGCACUAUUUUCAUCAUGUCGCCAUCUUUCACAAAAGCGGAUUAUUGCGCUGCCAGACAUUAUUUCAAUAUAGCGUUAUACUUUUGUAAAAAAUACAGAAUUGUAAAGUAACAAAGCAAAAUUUGUUAUAUCCUUCCGUUCUAGUUUUGCUCGUUUUUCACAUAAAUACAACUUUGUUGCGAAUCAAAGGACUAUUUUAUGCGUUUGCCGAUUUUUGAUGUGUGUCGCGGUCCCAUUUCCUGUCUAAUUUAGAAAAUAUGAGGAUUGAAGUAAUUUUGUGAUAAAGACAAGAUACUAUCAAAGAUGGAUUAUGAAAGAUGACAGAAACUUUAAACAAAGAUGAUGAGACACUUGUGCGUGUUCAGGCACAGGUUAUGACCCGCGACGAUUCAAGCGGAGGUUGGGUUCCAAUGGGUGGUGGUGGCCUCAGCUAUGUGGGUCUAGUACGGCGUGUGAGACCUGCUGAAGAUAGCACAUGCAAGAAUGAAUAUCUUAUUCUUGGACAGCGGAUUGCUGAUAACUCUGUUGUAUUGAAAUGUGAUAUUAAAAAGGACAUUUGUUAUACGAAACCAAAUCCAAAAUUUCACCAUUGGCACAUUGAGGAUAAAAGAUUUGGCUUAACAUUUGAACGUUACAAUGAUGCAAAAGCAUUUGAUAAGGGUAUAAGAAAGGCAGUUGCUGACUUAACUGAUGUUUGGUACACUGUUCUUGAUACCAAGGAACCACAGCAACCCUCAGAUGGUUAUGAAGAUGGUAAAAUUGAUGAAGUGUUUGAGGAGCUUGAGUUACCGAUCUCGAGAACAGGGAGCUCAUCGCAAAGUACAACAUCAACCACAACAAGUAGUCCACAAUCUCCAACUUCUUAUGUACCAUCAGUGCCAGACAUGAUGUAUAAUAACUCACACAAUAAACACCUCCAUCGUGUUCUUUAUUUCCCGUCACAACACAACAGCCAUCACAAACACACGUCACCGCAGAGUGAUAAAAGUACUAGUAGUAAAGACAGUUCAGAAUCUCAAGGGGAUAUUUGGGUUAAAGCUGAUGAACCAACUUCUAUAAGUGGCAAAUCUGAUCAGGGACUUUUAGACUCAAUGUCCUCCGACAAUGUGGAGUUGAAAGAAUAUUCCUAUGUGAUUUUUGCUAAAAGCCAACCACAUGAAUAUAGUUAUCCAAAUUUAGAACCUGUUCAAAAGCCGCCCUCUAAAAGAGAAGCAAUAUGUAGUAAGAAACAUGCACAGAUAACGGUGCAACCGAAGCCCCCUCUCCCAAUGAAAACUAGUAAAAAGAAAGAUAAACACAAGACUUCCCAAACAGGAAGGUUAUUGACAAAAGCCCGGUGCAAACACUGCCAUGAGACAUUCUCACAUGAGGAUAAUCACAGGGGAAGUUGUGAGGAAGCCCCAGACAAUGUAGAGAAAUGUAUUGAAAUUGUAACAUGUGUUUGGUGUGCAAAAGGUCUGAUAUACCACUGCAUGUCGGACGCAGAUGGGGAAUAUGGACAUCCUUGCAUUUGUGACCCGUCUGAUGAGUCAAACUGUAAAAAGUGGACAGUUUUGUCAGUUUUAUCGUUAUUUGUUCCAUGUUUAUGGUGCUAUUGGCCUUUAAAGGCCUGCCACAUGUGUGGUGUCUCAUGUGGUUGUUGUGGUGGUCGGCACAAAGCUUCCUGAGGCACAAUCACACAUGAUACUUAUCACUGAUAUUCGCAGUAUUUGUAAUUGCUCGCCUUUCUGUGUGCACUGUAGCUCGGGGUGGUUAAAGGUUAGUGAAAACCCGACGUUGUGAGACAAAAAUCUCUGUAGGUCAGUGCGUAGAGAUAAGGUUGUCACAUACCAAAAGUUGUGAGUGACUUGUAUGGCCAGUGGGUAAGAGCUGGUUGUCACAUACCUCCGCUAAAUAGAGAUUACACAAUAUUAUUGUGAUGUGUUACCUGCAGUGCUUCAAGGUUGUCCGAAAUUCUGAAAAAUACAACAACAUCCAUGUAGGGAUAUAAAAACGCCUGUUGUAGACUAGUUAUACAGUCAUUCAGUGCAAUUAGUUAAAGUGCAGUUGUAGACAAAAUGUUAGAGAAUAAAAAUAUAACAUAAAUAGUUUGUAGACUUGGAAGUGGUCAUGUUGGAGUGAGAAAUAGAAACUGGAUGGAAAUUUUCAUUUUCCUGUUUGAAGGUUUUGUGUUCUUCCAAGAUGACAAGAGAGAAGAUGAGACAGUGUUGUGGCUAAAGUUAGAGCUGUGCUCGUUGAGAUGGGAAAUAUUCAAGGUCACUUUAAAAAAUGACCUAGACUGUUUCCGUAUGAAUGGAAUUGGUGCUCAAUCUGCACAUAAACUGUUCAAUAAUCAGUGUGAUACAUUUUUGGAGUUAAGGAUUUUAUAAUCCGGAUUAUGGUAUCCUCAUGCAGUAUAUUUUACACUUCAAUAGUGCUUGCAUUCUACAUGUGAUCAUUGGGGCUUCCCAUAAAUAAUAGAUGCUCCCUAGCUGUGUUUUUACAACAGUAUUUUCUCUUGCUUAUAUUUUAGCAUUAUUACAGACAUUUUUAACUACAUUUUUUAGUGGAAUAGUAAACUUUGUUUGUUUACUUGAAAUUUUUACAUACAUUAUAUUUUAUUUGAAUAGAAUGGGAUUUAGUAUAGUAUACAUUAAGUCUUUGCAUUGUCAGUUUGUUUUGGGUUCAAAAACAAAACAACAACAAAAAAAUGAUGAAGUUUCUAAAAAACUAAGUUAAUGAGUCAAACACAGUAGGAAUCAGAUAUUAUUUUUGGAUGACCCAUUUUACGUUAUUUUUGUGUUUACACUUCUGUGCUUUUAAGUGAUUUAUUGUUUUCUUAUAGUAUUCUAUUAGUAUAUCUUAUUGGAAAGAAACACCCAUUGUAUCUCAAUGACCUCUAAUUAUGCAACUGAGUAUAGUGUGACAAGACUUUGCUCAUUAGUUUGUUAGUUGUUCCUUAAAUACUUUUGUACUUACCUUUAAUGAACAAUACUAAAAGGCUUAACAAGUUAUGUUGAACCAACAAUACAUAUUAUUUCUGCAAUACAAAAAUAUAUUAAACAAACUCUUUCGUAUAAGUAUUUUUUUGUCUAGAAGUAACAUUGUUCUUUUCAAUAAAUAUAAUUAUUGAGUUGGAUUUUUUUUCUCAGAUUCAUAUUUUUGAAAUGAAAGUAAUGAUAUCUGUUGAUCUAUGCACUUGUGAAUGAAUAUGUAAUACACAGAUCUUAUAGUAUAGUAUUGCUGUCAAAUACUGUUGCAUAUCUGACUAGAAUGAGUAGCUUGCUAUGAUAAAUGAUUUACACAUUAGUUCAUUAUGCUUUACUGAACACAAGAAAUUUACAUAUGUUGUAACAAUACCCACUGUUAGAUUCAAUUUAAAGUGUUUGUCUAUUGCUUUGAAUUGAUUUGACCAAAACUAAUCAAGAAAUUUACAAAUGACUUUUAUUUAGGAGUAUCAACUGAGGAAGCUAAAUAAAGCGAAACAUGUUUUGAUAGGUUUUUGAUUCAAUUGUCCUAUUUAGGAGUAUUCUAAUUAGUACUGUUCUUGAUUAAUGAUAAACUAUCUAAAAUGGACUUGUUCAACUAAACCAUUUAUCAUUUUGAUGGAGAUUUUCGAGUAUUGAUUGAUAGUGAACAGUGGAGAUGAUGAUAAGAUGGCAGGGAUGUUGAUGUUGGUCUGUACUGAUCACAUUGGUACAUUCAUUUACAGCUAGGCUUAAUAAAAAACUGGAUUUGAUCAAACAAACUUGUGCAUGUCUCAUUGUGACUUUUUAUAAUUCCAUGAAUUUUGUAAUAAAUCAAGUAUAAAAUUUA
Molecule: messenger RNA, 3818 nt
Organism: Ruditapes philippinarum (Manila clam)
Lineage: Eukaryota; Metazoa; Mollusca; Bivalvia; Venerida; Veneridae
Product: sprouty-related, EVH1 domain-containing protein 2-like
Exons: 6
Coding region: 341-1690 (449 amino acids)
Biological process (GO): multicellular organism development; negative regulation of MAPK cascade
Cellular component (GO): membrane
Molecular function (GO): protein kinase binding
Source: RefSeq, a predicted model, not a curated record